Salvelinus fontinalis (brook trout) is the source of this 3073-nucleotide messenger RNA. Its product is annotated as protein FAM177A1-like. Bases 898 to 1440 code for a protein of 180 amino acids. NCBI's taxonomy places the organism in Eukaryota, Metazoa, Chordata, Actinopteri, Salmoniformes, Salmonidae. The transcript is spliced from 5 exons. The record is from RefSeq and is a predicted model, not a curated record.
UCUGUUGAAUGUUCGAAUGUGUGAAUAUAAAACCAACUUUACCUCGGUUCUUUAGUGACCAUAGAGUUGGGACACCCAUUUAAAGUCCCAUCUUCAAUUUUAUUGAGGAACAUUCCAUUGUUAGUUAGUACUUCAACAUUAUCAAAAUGAAAUGAAUGUUGUAAAAGUGUAUGGUAUAAAUUACAGCAGCGUUUCUUAAAGAAUGGGUCGCAGCGGACCUGUUAAUGGUGAGUCGCCACGUAAAUGUAUAAUUAUUUUCAUUAAUUACUGGAAUUUAUUUGGCCAAGUGCAACUGCGCUCUCUGCUUAGCAGCGGUCUCUGCUCAGUUUGGCGGCUGCGCGAGUGGGAGAGGUAGAGGGAGAUGCCCGUGUUCUUCGCGGUUUACCGGAUAUUUUUUCUGCAGUUUUGUUGAAGAUCACUCCGCGACCCACACGCUGCAGCGCUGUCGUUCAUGCCACUGACUUAUUAUUCCCACUCGCCAUCACUCACCGCUGUCACGAAAUGGACUCAUGCUAGCCACAAGUUCUGACUGAGCUCAAUCGUCAUGAAACGCAAAUACAGUGAUUACUUUUUGUCUCAUUCAUACAAACUUUGAGAAAUAACGAGGAGCGCCCACAAUGUGUUUUGUGUGGGGAAGUGCUUAGAAAUUAGUCUCUCAUAACGAACAAAUUAAUAAAACGACACGACCAAACAUCCAGGCACAACAUGACGGUAAACCCAGGGAGUUCUUUCAGAACAGGGCAGAAUGCUUCAGGAAACAGUGCUUCGAUUUUUUGCAAGAUCAGUUGUCUUGAACAAACUGAUGUUGGAAGUAGGACACUUCCGAGUUGAUUUGAACGCGGCAUAAGAACGGCGUCGCUGUAUCUCUCUAAUGUCAUCAUCUCUUUGUGGCAAGCUAUGGACACUGAAAAGAGCUCCAAUAUGGUGAAGGAGUUUGAGAGUGUGGAGCUGGGAGACAUGGGGAUGAAGAAGCAGAAGGUGCCCCGUAGAACGAUUUACUUUGCCAGUGGCGAGACCAUGGAGGAAUACAGCACAGAUGAAGAUGAGGAAGUGCAAGUUUCUAUCGCUGUUAAGACCUCAGCUGACCCGUCCAAGUUGAAUUGGGGUCCAUACUUUUGGUUUCACAUUUGGAGAGUGGCAACCUCCACUAUUACAGUUUGUGACUAUCUUGGGGAGAGAAUGGCUUCAUUGUUCGGAAUUACCUCACCCAAGUACCAGUAUGCUAUUGACGAGUACUACAGAAUGAAAAAGGAGGAGGAUGAGGAGGAGGAGGAGAACCGGCUGUCUGAGGAGGCAGAACGUCGUUUUGAGGAGCACAACCAGGAGAUCCAGCAGCCAGCCAUGGAGCAGCCGGAGGGCAAAGCCUCCUUCGUCAGCUUCGAGCUGGAUCAAGAUCUCACACCUGAUGCCAACAGAUGUCCUGCCCCCAUCCCCACCUAACAGUUCAAUUAAAUAGGUGUUUCCAUUUUUCUCAUUUCCCGAUGUUGCCUGCUCAGACUUUUUUUUUUUGCUACAGCAUAGAAUUCUUAUUUUUAUCAUAUUGAUUGAUAUUGAUUUAAUGAUGUAUCCUCAACAUUUUUUCAAUGUACUUUUCUUAUUUUUGCCUAAAUGAUCAUGUUCUAUGUAAGUCACGGAUUUAAAAAUAUAUGUACAUUUUUUAGUUGCUGCGUUGUAAAUAUGCAUGAACUUUUGUGUGCAAUGAACAUUGCUGUGCUGUGUGUCAGUGACAAUGAAUGAGCACACGGAUGAUAUCUGAUGCUGAUUUUAACUAUUUGCAGGUUUAAGAAAGGUCUUUGAUUUAUUUUUUCAGGUUACACAAUAAGUUAGCAGCUAUUUUCAGCCAGUUAGCGGCGAUAAGUUACCUUUUUCUAAAACCAUUCCAGAUGUGCACAAUGUUAUAGGAAUAGUAAAGAUUUAUUUGAAUGGAAAAUUAUUUAUAUUAAUGACCAACCAUGAAAAUCUAUUUAUUUCAGAAUGCCCACAAUUAUGUUACUAUGAGAAGUUAUGCACAGUGCUUUUCAGAGUCCAUCACUUUAAUGUUGUGAUCUGUCCCCAGGCCUUUCCUGUAAUAACUUCACACGUUGCUCAUUGGCAUCUGUGCGAAGACUUUAGACAUUACUGUUGUCCAGGGCCGUAUAUUAGAAAUACAGUGAGCUCCAAAAGUAUUGGGACAGUGAUUAUUUGUUGUUUUGGCUCUGUACUCCAGCACUUGGAAAUUGAAAUUAUACAAUGACUGACUUUUUGUACAUGGUCCCCUAAAAUUGGGGAAUUAAAAGUAUUGGGACAAAUUCACCAAUGUAUUUGGUCUGAUAUUCCUAACACAAAUUGGGCACAAAAUAAUCUGAAACACAAACAAAACAGCAAAUGACUCCAACGAGUUUGUAGAGUCAUAUGCUUGAUGUAAUCAUUGUGUGCUAAGAAUAUGGGACCAAAUAAACUUUUGACAACUUUGAAUCACAAGUGAAUUUGUCACAAUACUUUUGGGCCCCUAAAAUGGGGGGGGAGACCAUGUACAAAAAGUGCUGUCAUUUCUAAACGGCUCAUAUGGAUGAAAAUACCUUCAAAUUAAAGCUGACAGUCUGCAUCGAAAGUGCUGUAGUACAUAGCCAAAACAUGUGUCACUGUCCCUAUCCUUUUGGAGCGCACUGUAUCUCUGCUAGAGCUGAGCUUAUCUGCUAUUGUCCCUUCUCAGUGUACAGGGCUUGAGAGGGAUGCCUAAGGUAAAGUCAAACAUGAUAAAUUAAUGUUAAAAUCUGCUACUCUCUUUUGGAAUGCAGUAUUGUCAAGAUAACUACUUUUUACCGUGUAUAAGAUUGCCCAAAGAGUUUGAAAUGCCAAGAGACACUUUAUUAAGACAGAUGUUAAACAAUUUAUUUUCCCACCCUACUGUACUAUGUACACACAAGGAAAGAAAAUCUUAAGAGUCCAACAUACUGAAGAAAACAAAUAUUUUCUAAUUUAUUAAUGUAAACCGGUUUCAUUUGAAAGCUUUUUAUAAUAAUUUGUGUAAAAUACAUAGUAUUUUCUUUUUCUAUAUGAACUGUACAUUAAUAAACAUUUAAAUUACAUACAA